Papaver somniferum (opium poppy) is the source of this 2120-nucleotide messenger RNA. RefSeq names its product protein ZINC INDUCED FACILITATOR-LIKE 1-like. Gene Ontology annotation, biological process: transmembrane transport. Gene Ontology annotation, molecular function: transmembrane transporter activity. The transcript has 18 exons. Bases 353 to 1810 code for a protein of 485 amino acids. The record is from RefSeq and is a predicted model, not a curated record. NCBI's taxonomy places the organism in Eukaryota, Viridiplantae, Streptophyta, Magnoliopsida, Ranunculales, Papaveraceae.
GUUUCGACAGCUGACCUAUGAGUCACACUUCCUUCCCAAUGGUCCUUCAUAGUCUAAUAAGUACAACGUUACGCUCCAAUUUACAUGUGAGAAAAAAGAUUGUGGAAUGUUGUCAGAUUGGAAUUUUGUGUUUGUCUAGAUGAAAUUCUUUGCUUUGAUGAUGAUUAUACUGUUUAAUAAAAAAUGUCUGUUGUAUAACAACUCGCGAUCCAAAACCAUUAAAAAAAAGUGUUCAGAGGAAAAAGUGCUCAGAGGAUAUACUGUGGAUUAUCACUACCACAGAUUAUACGCAAGGGGUGUCAAAGGAUCCGCAGCUCAAAGUUCUCCUCGAGGGUGAAGACAGGAUUUACAAAUGGCGGAUGGGAAUAGUAAUAGAGAAGGGUUAUUGUCGAAGACUGAGAAAGAUAUUUUGUAUUAUGAGGAUUGUCCAGGUUGCAGAAUUGAUCACCGGAAAGAAACUAAUUUAGGAGCACCUUAUAAAGAAUUAGUCUAUAUUUGGAUUGUCGCAUUAUGUGCUGGUCUUCCCAUUUCAUCUUUGUAUCCGUACCUAUAUUUUCUGGUAAGAGACUUCAAUGUCGCCAAAAGGGCUGAAGAUAUUGGAUACUAUGCGGGAUGUGUAGGAUCUGCUUACAUGCUUGGAAGAGGUUUAACUGCUGUGCUAUGGGGAGCUCUAGCCGACCGAUACGGUCGAAAACCAAUUAUUCUCUUCUGUUGUACAACAAUGAUUAUCUUCACCACAUUGUUUGGUCUCAGUACCAACUUUUGGAUGGCAGUUUCUAUGAGAUUGCUUCUUGGAGCCUUUAGUGGUAUAUUUGGUCCAGUUCAGGCUUAUGCUACGGAAGUUUGCCGAAAAGAACACCAAACAUUGGCACUUUCAUUUACUAGUUCAGCAUGGGCAAUAGGGAUGAUAAUUGGUCCUGCUAUUGGAGGUUUCCUUGCUCAGCCUGCAGAGAAAUAUCCGAAUGUAUUUACUAAGGAUUCUAUAUUUGCAAGAUUUCCAUACUUUUUACCCUGUCUCUGCAUAUCUAUAUGGACAACAGCUGCGACUAUUGCCUGUUUAUGGCUUCCGGAAACACUGCACAAGCAUAAAACGACAAAUGAGGAAUCUCAUGGGACCGGUAUCACUGAAAAGACCCAAGAAAACGAUGAGACUGGAUCAACAGAAUCAGAAAGCCUCUACCGGAAUCGGCCAUUGAUGUCAUGUAUUAUUGUGUAUUGUGUAUUCUCACUUCACAACAUGGCCUAUGACGAGAUUUUUUCAUUAUGGGCUGUGAGUCCUAGAAAGUUCGGCGGAUUGAAUUAUACCACUGACAAUGUUGGCGAAGUUCUUUCAGUCACAGGUCUCGGUCUUUUCCUUUUCCAACUAGCAUUGUUCCCAAAGUUGGAGAGGACUCUAGGACCCCUCAUGGUUGCUCGAGUUUCCGCGGCUUUAUCUAUUGUGGUUCUGGGAAGUUACCCUUUCAUAGCUAAGCUAUCAGGGGCCAGCCUUUCCUUGUUAAUAAACAUUGCAUCUCUUCUGAAGAGUAUUUUAUCAACUUCUAUUUUCACUGGGUUUGUCAUCCUACAAAACACCACAGUAUCUCAGCACCAAAGAGGGGCUGCAAAUGGUAUUUCAUCAACUGCAAUGUCUCUAUUCAAAGUAUUCGGUCCAGCUGGUGGCGGUGCAAUCUUUUCAUUGGGGCAAAAGCGUAUGAAUGCUUCCUUUCUACCUGGCACCGAUUUGGUUUUCUUCAUCCUAAAUCUAAUUUUGGUGAUUGGAUUAAUCAUGACUUUCAAACCAUUUCUCGUUCUCCCUCGGUGGCUGAAAUAAAUAUCUACGAAGUAAAUUCAACAUUUAUACGAGAAAUGUCUUUAACAGCCUAAUUAUUACUAAGUCAAUAUCGUAGAUGAUUUUCUUUUUUGUUGAAAGAGCACCGACUUCACUACUCGAGUAUCAUCAAUAGUUAACAUCUUUAAGUGUAAGUAUAAUCCAAGUACUGACUCUCAUAAGUAGAUGUUGCAUAAAGAUUGAUAUUCAAAUCUUAUUUCAUUGACCUGUUUUGUAAUUUCAAAUCGAACUAUUUUCGGUUCGUGACCGCUGUUACCGAAUUUAUGGAAUGUUAUAAACAUCGUUUCAGGAA